UCACAUCACAGUCUGUGUAUAUGAGUAGAAUAUCAAGAUAAAAACAAAAAUCAGAUUAUGUAAAUUAACGCCAUUGUUUUCUCUGUUUCUCUGAAAAUCCAGAACUCAAGGUCAGGUAGAAGUUUUGCAUGCAGUUUAAUUGGGCAGUUAUUUCCAAAGCUGUAGCAAAAGGAAUCCAAGUGUGUAGGUCGCACGUCAGACCUCUGAUCCGAGGAACGCUCCCUUCUCUGAGUCGGAUGGAGACCUGCGCCAGGUGACGGGAUUCCUUUAGGCAUUAGCUGCGCUCUCUGUUGUCGCCACAGAUGCCUGGCUCUGAGCCGAUUAUGAGUGGAAACCGGUCCCUCUGCACCACGUUCACGUUUGUGGCGUUUUCCUCCCUGGAAGAGUUACAGCCUGUGCUCUUUGUUGUGUUCCUAACCAUUUACUUGUUCACGGUGGGAGGGAACCUCCUCAUCAUCUGCUUGAUCGGGGCCACCCCUUCCCUGCACACGCCCAUGUAUUUCUUCCUGGUCAACGUCUCCUUUCUGGAGCUGUGCUACAUCACCAGCGUGGGGCCUCAGAUGCUGGUGCACCUGCUGGUGGAGACCAAGACCAUCAGUGUGGGAGGCUGUGCAGCUCAGAUGUACGUAUUUACCAUCCUGGGACUGACAGAGUGCUGCCUGCUAGCAGCCAUGGCUUAUGACCGCUUUGUAGCCAUCUGUCACCCGCUGCAUUACACUCUGCUGAUGGGCCCUCCCGUGUGCCUGAAAUUGGCCGCAGCAUCGUGGACCACCGGGGUCGUGGUGGAGUCAGCCCAGACCACGUGGGUCUUCACUCUGCCCUUCUGCGGAACAGGAGAGAUUCAGCACUUUCUUUGCGACAUCAUGCCUGUCGUGAAACUGGCUUGUGUUGACACGUCCCACAAUGAGACUGUGCUGUUUGCUGUGUCCGCGCUCUUCGUCAUGAGUCCCCGCCUGCUCACCCUGUGCUCCUACGCGCGCGUUCUGCUGACCAUCUUGGGAAUCCCUUCGGCCGCCGGCAGACGCAAAGCUUCCUCCACUUGCUCCUCUCACGUCCUGGUUGUUUCUCUCUUCUAUGGCACCGCCCUGUUCGCGUGCCUCCAGCCGAAGGCUGCGCACUCUCCGCAAACAGACAAAGCCGCUGCGCUCAUGUACACGGUGGUCACGCCCGCUCUGAAUCCCGUCAUCUACACCUUGAGGAACCAGGACGUGAAGGAAGCCUUUCAGAGACUAACACGAAGGAGCCCUUUCAGACAAAUGGCCUGAACCUCACACUACCGCACAGAGAGGUCACCCAGGUGUCUGAUCGCCCUGCCAACACGGUGCGUCAUUCACGUACUUACAGGAUGGCGACCAAGAGAC
Messenger RNA from Camelus dromedarius (Arabian camel), 1361 nucleotides. RefSeq names its product olfactory receptor 10C1. Gene Ontology annotation, cellular component: membrane. The record is from RefSeq and is a predicted model, not a curated record. NCBI's taxonomy places the organism in Eukaryota, Metazoa, Chordata, Mammalia, Artiodactyla, Camelidae. Gene Ontology annotation, biological process: G protein-coupled receptor signaling pathway. Gene Ontology annotation, molecular function: olfactory receptor activity; G protein-coupled receptor activity. The coding region runs from base 303 to 1265 and encodes 320 amino acids. The transcript has a single exon.